Fusarium fujikuroi IMI 58289 is the source of this 1416-nucleotide messenger RNA. RefSeq lists its product as uncharacterized. The transcript has a single exon. The record is from RefSeq and is a predicted model, not a curated record. Gene Ontology annotation, molecular function: N-acetyltransferase activity. NCBI's taxonomy places the organism in Eukaryota, Fungi, Ascomycota, Sordariomycetes, Hypocreales, Nectriaceae. The coding region runs from base 1 to 1416 and encodes 471 amino acids.
AUGGCCAAGCACGCUCCAUUGACUCUAGGUGUUUUGGGUCGAUACUAUUCGGCCCGGCAUACUUUGGGACAGUACCGCUCAGCUUGUGUAACAGCAACGUACAGUAUAUCGUUCCCGGAUGACUCAUUGCUGAACGAACUUAAUAGUGCACUCGAACAUGCUCUACAAGCCACUAUUCGAGAGCAUGCCGGUCUGCGGUAUGGCAUUUGCGACGAGAAGGUAGAUGGUGUUCCGCUGUUCAGGCAGAUCCGCACGUUCGACUCCCAGGACGUGAUGAAAGUCGUCACAAGCCGACCUCGUGCUGGGGAAGGCGAUGGUAUGUCGGAUGAGCUUCUAUCCAGAGACCUCGAAAGCCGUCAUUCGGAGCUUUGGCCUGAGAACAAGCCAGCUUGGAGGGUUGUUGUCCUCAAGCAUACGAACAACUGCAAGUCACACCGCUCUCUCACAAUGCACAUUGCCUUCUUUGCACAUCACGCUAUUGCAGAUGGAUUAAGCGGAGUUGCUUUCCAUGCAUCAUUGAUGAACGAUCUUAAACUCGACACACCCAUUUCUGCGAAAUGGCCCCUGGAGUUGAACGAGAUACAAGACCCUCCGCCUACAAUCGAAGAAAGCGUGGAUUGUCUAUCAUGUAACUGCACUGUCUGCACAACUCCUGACAAAUCUGACGAUCCAGUUUGGGCAGGAGGUCCUAUUUCUACGGCACCGACGGAAAACUACGAGUCCCUUGUUAGAAUAGUGACAGUCCCCGCGGCGCCAUUUUCCGACUUGCUGAGAAAGUGCAAGCAGGCCAACGUCACAGUCACCGGUCUCCUCCACGCAAUCAUAUGCACUUCCCUAAGAAGUUCUAUCAAGGAAGAUGUCUCUGGCUUCCGAGCUGUUACGCCCUUUUCAGCACGACGACAUACUGGAGCAUCUGACGCAGAAAUCGUCAACCAUAUCUCUUAUCUGACGAGCUACAUAUCCCAACAAGAGCUACAGAGGUUUCAAAACUCCGCCCGCGGUUCUGCCGCUGAAGAGCAGCAUAUUAUAGACCUUGCACGCCGGUUUAGUAACGAAGUAGCGACAAAGGUCAAAGAGUUCCCGCAUGGAAGUAUGGCUACGAAACUCAGUCAAGUUCAAAAUAUCCUACAAGAAUGCCUAAGCCAAGGCGGUAGAGAAAGACGGUACACAUAUGAGCUUUCGAAUCUGGGUUUAGUUUCAAGCAUUUGUCCGCCAAAAGGGAGCGGUAUCAAACUUGACAGAUUGGUCUUCACACAAUGCGGAUUUGUUGCUGGUCCCGCGUUGGGAUUCAACUGUGUUAGCACUAGGGGAGGAAAUUUCACUAUCAGCAUUACUUGGCAAAGAGGGAUUGUCGCAGAAUCUGUCGUGGAAGACGUUGCUCAAGAGCUAGAAACGCGACUUGGGGCUUUUCAAUAA